GUAAAUGGCCUAUCAGUAGAGGAAAUGAGAGCAACAUUACAAAGAGUUGUAAGAGAAAAUCCCGAGUACCUUUUCACCAUCUUGGAGGCAUCACAACAGCCCGGAGGGAGUGGAUAUUCUCCACCUGAAGAGCAGUCAUCUUGGUGUAUAUGUACUUUCUGCAGAGAAAUGCCUGCACAGAGAGAAAGGCUGUGUUGCCAGAGAAACCAAGAUGGCUGCAUCUCAAGACUUCCUGAUUUUGAUAUCCUCAUCUUGAAUGAGGCUGUUCUUGCCUUGGCUAGGCUCUACAGACAAGACAUUUUAGCCCAACCAGAUGAUGGAGACAGAAAUAAAGCCAAUCGACACACUGCCUACCGCCAAUUCGUGCUCUGGCAUCAUGGGAGACUUGGGACAGGGGACCGGAGAGUAUUACCAAGCUGCUGCAUAUGGAGGAUAAGGGACAAGUUCCCAGAUCAGUUUGGACAAUACACAGGAUUCAAGGAUGACCCAUUGCAAUGAAAAUAAAAUGUCCUUUCCUUUCAAUUAAUCCACUUUUAGAUUUUUUAUUACUAUAUUUUUUACUGCCAGACGUGUUAAUGUCACUGGCAAUUGCAGCAACUAAGUCAUUAUUUGACAGUAUCAGUUAUAUCAUUUACAAUUAAAGUUUUCUCCAUAGUUUCACUUUUAUUUCAUCAUAAAUUGGGAAAUACAUGGGCCAACUAUUGUUUUAAAAUGCCACAAUCCAAGUACAGGUAUAUCAGAGAUGCAACAUUGCAUAUUGAUUAACACAGAAAAGUCAUUAAUAUGGUUCGUAAUAUAUUCAUAAUUUAUUCAAGAUUAAACACUGGUCCAGCUAAGUAAAUAUGGAAGGAACUGCCUUCAAAUGACCAUGUUUCCAUCUAAGCAAAUAUGGAAGGA
Messenger RNA from Ostrea edulis (European flat oyster), 897 nucleotides. RefSeq names its product P2X purinoceptor 7-like. Bases 25 to 498 code for a protein of 157 amino acids. Gene Ontology annotation, molecular function: ATP binding; purinergic nucleotide receptor activity; monoatomic ion channel activity. NCBI's taxonomy places the organism in Eukaryota, Metazoa, Mollusca, Bivalvia, Ostreida, Ostreidae. The transcript has 2 exons. Gene Ontology annotation, biological process: monoatomic ion transport. Gene Ontology annotation, cellular component: membrane. The record is from RefSeq and is a predicted model, not a curated record.